AUGGAGAGGUCCACCCGCAAAACCAGAAAUGAAAGAAAAGUCAACCUCAAGGUCAAGGCAUCUGUGCACAACUUGAGCAAAACGCAGCAGACCAAACUCACCGUGGGCAGCCUGGGAUUAGGCCUGAUCCUCAUCCAGCAUGGGCCCUACCUCCAGAUCACUCACCUCAUCAAGAAGGGGGCUGCAGAGAAGGACGGGAAACUCCAGCCAGGUGAUGUUCUGAUUAGUGUUGGCCAUGCCAAUGUGUUAGGAUAUACUCUACGAGAAUUUUUAAAGCUUUUGCAUCAUAUCACCAUAGGAACAGUGCUACAAAUCAAGGUUUACCGAGAUUUUAUUGACAUACCCCAAGAAUGGCAAGAAAUAUAUGAUUUAAUCCCUGAGACCAAAUUCCCAGUACCACACACACCAAAGAAAACUGGGCAGGCAAAAGAUGAAUCUUUCACAAGCAGUGAUGACAAUGAAGAUGUAGUUUUAGAUAAAAGACUUAAAUAUUAUAAUUAUUCACGGUCAACUGGGCAUCACUCUGCAAGGAGACCAAUAUCUAUCUCCAGAGAAUGGCACGGAUAUAAAAAGAAGGACCAGACUAUUAGUGUAGGAAAAGACAUUAACUGUGACGUGAUGAUUCAUGGAGAUCAUGAGAAGGAAAUGAGAGCCCCUUCUCCAUACUGGACCAUGGUGAAGCAAGACAACAAAAGCUCCUCCUCCUCGGCUUCCUCUACCUCAGAUGCAUUCUGGCUGGAAGAUUGUGCCCAAGUUGAAAACAGCAAAGAUCAACCGGUAUCAAAGGCUGAUUAGGCAGUG
This is a messenger RNA of Propithecus coquereli (Coquerel's sifaka), 801 nucleotides long. RefSeq names its product PDZ domain containing 9 (gene PDZD9). Gene Ontology annotation, molecular function: protein binding. The coding region runs from base 1 to 795 and encodes 264 amino acids. The record is from RefSeq and is a predicted model, not a curated record. The transcript is spliced from 4 exons. Lineage: Eukaryota; Metazoa; Chordata; Mammalia; Primates; Indriidae.